Sphaeramia orbicularis (orbiculate cardinalfish) is the source of this 909-nucleotide messenger RNA. Its product is annotated as succinate dehydrogenase [ubiquinone] iron-sulfur subunit, mitochondrial. Gene Ontology annotation, molecular function: oxidoreductase activity; iron-sulfur cluster binding. The transcript is spliced from 5 exons. Gene Ontology annotation, cellular component: mitochondrial membrane. The record is from RefSeq and is a predicted model, not a curated record. Gene Ontology annotation, biological process: respiratory electron transport chain; aerobic respiration; tricarboxylic acid cycle. Lineage: Eukaryota; Metazoa; Chordata; Actinopteri; Kurtiformes; Apogonidae. Bases 85 to 534 code for a protein of 149 amino acids.
AUCAACGGAGGAAACACGCUGGCAUGUCUGAACAAAAUUGACCACAAACACAAGCAAACCGACUAAAUCUACCCCCUCCCACACAUGUAUGUGGUCAAAGACCUGGUUCCUGACAUGAGUAACUUCUAUGCCCAGUACAAAUCCAUCGAGCCCUACCUGAAAAAGAAGGACGAGUCUCUGGAAGGGAAGGACCAGUACUACCAGUCUGUGGAAGACCGACAGAAACUGGACGGACUGUACGAGUGCAUCCUGUGUGCCUGCUGCAGCACCAGCUGUCCAAGCUACUGGUGGAACGGAGACAAGUACCUGGGACCGGCUGUCCUGAUGCAGGCGUACCGCUGGAUGAUCGACUCUCGUGACGAGUUCACAGAAGAGCGUCUGUCCAAACUGCAGGACCCCUUCUCCCUGUACCGCUGCCACACCAUCAUGAACUGCACUAAAACAUGCCCAAAGGGACUGAACCCAGGAAAGGCCAUCGCAGAAAUUAAGAAGAUGAUGGCCACGUACAAAGAGAAGAAAACUGCAGCUGCAUGAUCAUGUGACGACCGACGGCAGAGAGAGACGAGUCCAACGCAGAAGAGUGGACUGAAACCAACAGCAGAGAGAGACCGGUGGACUGAAACCUCCAGUGAAGAGCUGGAAGGAGAGGGAACAAACGUGUGCAUGGACUCAUGAUGAAGCAGUUCAACACUGUCAACCCAACAUUCUGGGUUCUAUUGGAACCUGUUUGGAAUAAAACCUGCCUGUGUCGGUGCACCGGCCCAGGCCUGUUCUCAUGUAUUUACUCUGUAAAUAUUUAAAUGUGUGCUCAUUCAAACUGUGGAAGUUAAACUAGAAGACAGAACAGACGUUUGUGUGUGAGUGGUGGCAGACGGCGGUAAAAGCAGAGGUGUAAAUAAUAAAAGUAUG